AUGUUAUCCCAUAAACGGCGUGACCGUCCAGUACGACUGGCCCAUGUCGUACAGGUACCCUGUGGAACGCGUUCUGACCGUGUACCUAACACACAUGUAUAUACCGUAUCGGGAGGGUCGGUGUUACGAUCCCCUUUCCCCGAAGAACGAGCUGCUCGAUGGGUAAUACAUACAACAGUACGUACCUACAUAGCCUCAAAGUCGCAAAGGUGGCCUUUUGGGAUUGGCACCGUGCGUCGUCGGCAGAAGAUUGCCAGGUGGGCUGGCCAUUGGGCUCGGCUGGGUUGGCCUCCAGCUCCCAGCUCCCAUGAAUAUAUUCAUUUGGGACUGCACUGCUGGAGCUGCUCGGUGCACACUGCGAAACAGCAGAGGAGAGGGCCGUUGAAGGAGAUGAAUUGGCCCGACAAGGCGUUGGGAAAUAAGGCCGUCCGCAGUUCGCGGCACUCGCUCUACAGUCUCUCUACACAAAGUCGCCAACUCCCAAGGGCCCUGCAGCACGCCUCAAUCGGAGGUUCGGAAAUCGGAGGUGCUACAUCCCGAAGUGGAUUCAACACCAUUACCUGGCCUCUUCUUGCGACGCCAUCCAUCAUACCAAUAAUUCGAGAGUACUGCGCAACGCGUGCGAUCGCGUCGCAUUACUGGAAUAGAAUCAGCUUUCCUAAUCAUUCGGGUCCCUCACCUACCUGGCAAAGCUGGGCCAUCUUCCUGGCCAUCGCCGGUGCCGCAUACUGGUACUACAACCAAAAUAGCCAUGCUGGCGAACGGGGACGAUCAGCCACUCGCACACCAAUUGGCGGCGCCUUGAAGGACUCUGUGCAAUGGAGCGAUUCUGACAACAAGAAGCCCAAAGCAGUUCAGAAGCAGGCCAAGGCCAAGGCUCCCCGAAAGUCUGUCAAGUCGGCUGUCCAGGAGGUGGGCAACAAAGUCGAGGCAGCGCUUGCCACAGCCUCGCCUACGUCUGAUGCAGACGAUGAUUCAUCCCGGGCCGCUUCACCUGUCGCCCCCUCCAACAAGAUGCCUAGCGGAAAGGACGCGUCCGACAUGUUGGACUCACAGCGUGCCGCUCCUGCGGUCUUGAACCUCAAACCUGCCGACAAGCCCGCUCGCUCGGCCAAGCCUCAGGUCAAGAAGACGGAGAGCACCCAGGAGACCAAGAAGCAGCGCCAGAACAGGAAGAAGGUGGAGGAGGCCAAGGCUGCGCGUGAAGAGGAAGAAAAGGAACGACAGGCUCUCCUGGAGAAGCAGCGUCGCACCGCUCGUGAAGCUCGUGGCGAAGCCGCCAAGAACGGACUUCAGCAGGCCAAGGCUCCUGCAUCGAACGCGUGGACCACGGUCCCCAGCCGCGGCGCUGUCCAGCCUCCGGCGUCGGCUCCUACUGGCCAGCUCCUCGACACCUUCGAGGCUGCAUCUACUGGCAGCACGAGCGAUGCGCCCACCAACGGAACAGCGCAGAGCGCUGCCUCUUUCAACGGUCUGCCCUCUGAGGAAGAGCAGUUGAGGCUUGCCAUGGAGGACUCUGCUUGGACUACAGUCCCCAAGGGCGGCAAGAAGGUUCGCAAGACGGUGAACGAGGAACUCAUGGAGGAGAGCAACAACAACAUCGCUGCCGAGCAGGCUGCGCAGCCCGUCAAGGCUGUCCGGCCUACCCCAGCUUUGAAGCCGGAGAACCAGAAAGCCAGCUCCCGCUACCAGAUCCUCUCGGAGGACUUUGCUCCUUCCCACCCCCAAGAUUCUGACUGGCCGGUAGUAUAA
This is a messenger RNA of Plenodomus lingam JN3, 1752 nucleotides long. RefSeq lists its product as uncharacterized. Lineage: Eukaryota; Fungi; Ascomycota; Dothideomycetes; Pleosporales; Leptosphaeriaceae. The record is from RefSeq and is a predicted model, not a curated record.